This is a messenger RNA of Mercenaria mercenaria, 2681 nucleotides long. RefSeq lists its product as uncharacterized. Lineage: Eukaryota; Metazoa; Mollusca; Bivalvia; Venerida; Veneridae. Bases 44 to 1726 code for a protein of 560 amino acids. The record is from RefSeq and is a predicted model, not a curated record. Gene Ontology annotation, biological process: positive regulation of DNA-templated transcription. The transcript has 2 exons. Gene Ontology annotation, molecular function: ubiquitin-protein transferase activity. Gene Ontology annotation, cellular component: chromatin; nucleoplasm.
GAAGGUCGAUUCAAAAAGGAAGUAUUAAACAUAGAGUUUCAAGAUGGCGUCCGGUAAGAGUGAAGACACAUCAGAUGAGAUUUUCAAUUUUAAAUGUUCACCUUGUUUGGCCAAUAAUCGGAAUAGAGAAGCUGUGAAAUAUUGCGUGGAAUGUCAAGGAUAUUAUUGUCAGUCUUGUGCUGAUAUAACUCAUAUGAUUCCUGGUUUAAAAGGUCACAUGAUUUUGGAUAACUCAAACUAUAAGUCUCCAGGCCUCCCAGCAGGAUUACCAGCAGUACCGACUGAAAGAUGUUGCAUUCAUGAGAUAAAGAUCGUGGACAUGUACUGUGGUAAUCAUGAUGAGGUUGGUUGUACAACAUGCAUGGCUUUAAACCACAGGUCUUGUGCUGAUGUGCAAUCCAUUCCAGAUAUUGUCGACGGUAAAUUUCAAACAGAUGUUGAGAAAAUACACCAAAAGUUGCAAGACUUGAAAAUUAUGAUGGAGAAGAUCAUGAACGCUAGACAAAGACUGAUAGAAGACUUAAAGAAGUCUAAGACGGAAGCAGUAAUGGCGAUAAAGGACUUUCGAAAAAACAUGGAAACAAUUCUUGAUCAAUUAGAAAAAGAAUCGAUUAAAGAAUUAGAGAUGAAAUUCAAAGAAGAACAGUCGAAACUGCUGGAAGAGAAGAAGAAAGCAAAAACUGAAUUAGAUGGUCUGAAACAAGCAAUGAACGAUUUGAAGAAAUCGGAAGGAAACAAAGCGCAACAAUUUGUCUCCAUGAAAAUGUCCCUGCAAAGUAUCGCAAAAAUGGAAGACGUAUCUCAUUCAUUGCAAGAAAGUGUUGAUGAAAAUAUAUCAUUUAGCUUUGAUCCUGCUAUACUGAGAUUUCUACUGGCGUUGAAAACUUUUGGAUCGGUCCGACAUGAGUCUGCCAUUGCUGUAAGAUCGCCAAGGACAACCGUUUAUUCUGUUAAAAGAAUCGAGAAUCUAAACAUCAGAGGCCAGAAUGACAACAAACUAUGUUGUGUGUAUGGAUCCUGUCUAACAGAAGAUGGAUCACUACUGAUAGCUGAUUGUAACAAUAAAAAGAUAAAACGUGCAGAUAUUGUAAAAAUGUCAGUGACAGAUUAUUGUUGUGUUCCUGCUGGACCUAAUGGCGUUUGUUGUACAAGUAAAAGUGAAGCUGCAGUCUGCCUGAACAAUAAUGCAAUUCAGUUUGUCUCCCUUGGCAAGCAGAUGACAACCACUCGUCAGAUGAAACUGAACCAUUUUUGCUUUGGCAUUGCUUAUAAGGAUGAUAAACUAUACAUAACUGACAACGGGAGAUCGUUAUACAUACAUGAUACGACAGGCAACAUACUACAGAAGGUAGCUCUAGACAACGUGUCACACAGUCGAACUGUUGCAUUCAGUGAUGUUAAUGAUAAAGUGUUUGUUGCCAGCUUGGGUACAGGUCUAGUAAUAGUAAAAAUCAAUGGACAGGGAAAACACUGUCAGACCUUCACUGAUUCAGAGUUGAACGUAGCGUCUGGAGUUUGUACAGAUCGUAGAGAAAAUCUGUUUGUAUCUGGGUUCAGUUCGGGUAACGUGAUACAGAUAGGGAGAGAUGGGAAGAAAAUGGGAGAGGUCGUGAAAUCAUCAGAUGGACUGAAGCGUCCGUUAUCACUUUGUUUUGACACGAAACAGUACAAACUAGCUAUUACACAAGAAAGCAGUGAUGUGGUUAAAAUUAUUCUUCUGCAAUGAAAAAGAAUGUUAAACAACUUUGUUACUGUUGGAUGUAUUGAUGUUGUUUCAUGCCAUUUUUUUACUGAGUCGGUACUGAUUUCAUUGACGAAUUUAUUAAUUUCGUAAAGCACACGUUAUUUUGCAAGAUAAAAUGGUUUUUAUUUCUAUGUCUGUCCACCGCUAGGAGUAAGCAAGUUCGGAGAGAAGUGAUGGGGGGAGGUCUUUCAUAGCUAUUCAAGUUUCCCCUAGAACCUUGUUGUACUUGAAAAUUCUCCUUUUCUUUGUUGUACUUAUUAUGAUAUUUUCUUUUUUCUGUAUACUCUUUUGAAUAGCCUUUUAUCUUUACUUAUAUAUUUUGUAAAUAAAAGACGUUUGGGCCAAAAAUUGCGGGUGUGGACUAAGAAUAUGUUGACGCCUACAGUGAACGUUGGGGACGUGGUUCCCGCCCCAAUUACCCAUCUACUCAAAGCCUACGGACGAGAAGGAAUAGAGUUUAGUUUGACAUUGAAUCAAGAAUAAUUCCGACCGGCAGUUGUCAGGCAGCUGUUUUUUGGAUAAAGUUGAGCAAACGAAAGAUGUCAAAUAUGUGAGUAUGGCACAUCACAUUUGUCGCAGUUUAUUAAUAAAAAUAGUGUCAGAUCAAGUUUACUCUUUUCGAAAUUCAUGUCGCUGAACUAUCUCGCAUUGCAGGAUUUUAACUGCUACUAAAAUUAUGAACAUGGACCAUGGCUUCUUACCACACGUUAUUGUCUAUAUGUUUUACUGGAAUGCAGUGGAUCUUGACCUUUAAAAGACAAAUUAGAUAACUAAACAUGACUGUAAAUAAAAAUUGAAAACAAAAAGGUUUUCAGUUAGUAAAUCAAAUGCAACGUUAUUUUCUGCGUUGUCACACAUUAUAGAAUUGAGGGAAAUUUGUUUUACUGUAUAUAAUAUUCAUAAAAUAUAAGUAUUAUUGAUAAUUGUUUAUAUUUUU